AGCGGGGUCCCGCGAUGGAAAAAUAUGAACAAUUUCGUGCUCUUAAAAAUUAUUGAUUUUCCAUCGUUAAAAAACAUCAGACGCGGCUAAUUGCAUACGUAAAGUGGUAGCGCUCGGCGAGUUUAUAAUCGCGCAGAGAUCCAGUAUUUAAUGAAAUCUAGUCUAAAAAGUUUCUACUAAGUAUUCUUUGUACUUAUUAUAUUAUACCUACUUAUAAUAUCUGCGUAUUUUAAUAAAUAAUCUGUGAUAACCUUUUUGGUGGACCUGUGCAAUUGACUGAUUGUCUAUCGGCCAAAGAUAUAAUUAGUUAUGUUUUUAAAAAAGUAAAUUUUAUAUAAUCUGUGCUUAUGGACGACAAGAUGGCGCUGCCGCCGCAACAGUUUUGUGUGCGGUGGAAUUCUUAUCAUACUAAUUUACAGUCAGUUUUCCCCCGGCUGCUUCUUACGGAGCAGUUCGCGGACGUAACGCUCGCGUGCGAGUCGCGCCAGCUUCGCUGUCACAAGCUGGUGCUGUCCGCCUGCUCCGCGUAUCUGGAGCGGCUGCUGCUGCAGAACCCGUGCAAGCAUCCCAUCGUGCUGAUGCGUGAUAUGAGGUUCAGUGAAAUGCAGGCUCUAGUCGACUUCAUGUAUAAGGGUGAAGUUAAUGUGACACAAGAAGAACUACCGAGCCUAUUAAAGUCCGCUGAGGCGCUGCAAAUACGAGGUCUGUGUUCAAGCGAUCCAGGCGGUCUUUCCGAACUGAAAACAGAUAAUAAAGACUAUACAGUUGCGAGUGAAGCGUUGCUUGCUCACGCUCAACGGGAUGCUAAUACUAAUGGCGUACAACAACAACAACAACAGAAGACACUCACAACGAACGGGCCCAAAAAGCGUAAAUCCGAAGAAAGGGAAAGGGACAGGAGUGACGUCAAAGAGGAAACCGUAGAAGAGGAUGGAUUGUACUAUGGCGAUUUGGAACCGGACCACGUGGAGUAUCAGGAGGAAGAGGAAACUAGUAAACCCGGCAGUAGUUUAGGACAGACAUCUGAAUACGCAAUAGCCAACGUGCAAUGUCAAUACGACGGGAGUGAUUCAGAGAGCGACACCCGCUCGGCUCGGAUCACGGACCACAACUACGACACGCGGGAUGAACCGCCGGCUUUUAUAAUACAGCAGGUGUCAACGCCGAACCCCACGCCCCCGUCCCAAGGCCCAUACGUGGAAGUUCGUCCCACGAUCAUGACGAUCGGCCCCGGGUACGUUCCGUCGGUUAAUGUCAUACAUGUUGGGGAUAGACAACAGGUAAACCAAAAUCAGCCAGAAUACAAUAUAAACAAGCGAAUCCGACGGAGCGAGGUUGUAUUACGGCAAGCGGCUGACUGUGUGAGCAGGGGACUGACGUUCCAGACUGUGUCCGAGCAGUUUAAUAUACCAAUAUCUACUAUACGUUUCUUCAUGGCGCGCAAGGGCAUCUUACCGCGUCGGCGCAGAGGCCGCAGUACGCAAGCGAAUAGACAAUCAAGCAGUCCAGAACCACCGUUUCACAUGCAACACUUCAAAUUACCAGACAUGGUGGCUCUCAGAGCGGACGACGAUCCGCCGCAAACGUAACUUUUGUUACAAUAACGGAAAUAUUUGUAACAGAAAAGGUUACAGAAUUGUAAUAACGGUAGCAACUUUUGUAACAAUGAAGAAACGUAACUUUUGUUACAAUAAUGGAAAUAUUUGUAACGGAAAUGGUAUGAUCGUCAUAUUGCAAUUGUUACAGAAUUGUAAUAAACUAAUAACGGUAACAUAACUUUUGCAACAAUAGCGGAAAUAUUUGUUACGGAAAUGGUAUCGUUAUAUUGCAAUUGUUACAGAAUUGUAAUAACGGUAACAUAACUUUUGUAACAAUAACAUAAUUUGUAACGAAAUUGUUACGAGAUAUUUAUAUGUAAUAACGGAAACAUAGUGACAUAAGUGUACACGUGCAUUUAGAUAACGAAAUGUUUUUGGUAAUAACGGAAAUAUUAUGUAGUGUAACGGAAACUGCAAUAUAAGAGCUAGCGGGCAAGAGCAACUUUUGUCUCCUUCACUAUUUAGUCUCUCCCAUCAACUCU
Messenger RNA from Colias croceus (clouded yellow), 2080 nucleotides. Its product is annotated as protein bric-a-brac 2-like. Gene Ontology annotation, biological process: regulation of transcription by RNA polymerase II. The record is from RefSeq and is a predicted model, not a curated record. The coding region runs from base 348 to 1589 and encodes 413 amino acids. Gene Ontology annotation, cellular component: nucleus. The transcript has 12 exons. Gene Ontology annotation, molecular function: protein binding. Lineage: Eukaryota; Metazoa; Arthropoda; Insecta; Lepidoptera; Pieridae.